CCAUUUCGUCUGCCUGAAGCGGGAAUAAAUGCCUUAGCUUCCUGUUAUGUACUGAGCUGAAUCCUAGAACAAUAGGAUUCAGAAUCAGCGGGAGCUACCCAAUCCAACUCCAGGUGGAAGUGAAUCCGCAACCUGAUUGGCCUGCUGGAGCAGCCAAUCAGGCGGCUGGCAGAAGUGAAUCUGCUACCUGAUUGGCCUGUAGGAGCAGCCAAUCAGGCUGCAGGCAGAAGUCAAUCCACAAUAUAAUUGGCCCACAGGUGUAGCCCUGAAGUAGCCAAUCACGCAAGGCCCAUUGUGUAAAUAAUGUAUAUAAGCAGAUGGUUUUGGGAAAAGAGCCAUUCGUCUUCUCUUCUCCUCCUUGAUGACUAUGAGCUGAAUAAAGAGCAUGAAAUUCACUCUCGACUCCGAGUAUAUUUCACUGGCGACGAAGGUGGGAUCCUGCUGAGCUGACCGCCACCACGCACUGCACCGCAGCACCGCCACCUGCUGCACCGCUGCAUCGCACCGUGCAUCCAGGCUUCAGCUCCAGGACCCAAGGAACCCAGAAUGGCAACCGACAGCAGCUUCUCGCCAUUCAAACCAGCAUCAGGAGACUGGGAAGGGUACGCCGCCCGUUUCAACUUCCUCCUGCAAGCGAAAGAAGUCACCAACGAUGCCAUGAAGAGGGCGACAUUCUUCAGCGUCUGUGGAGAGGAGACGUUUGAAAUCGCCCGGGCUCUCCUUGCACCUAGAGAUGUCGCUACCGUCUCUUACAAAACAAUAAUGGAACGGCUGAAGGAGCACUUCUCACCACAGCCCUCGGUGGUAGCUUGCCGAAAUGCCUUCUACGCAAAGUGGCAAGCCCCGGGGGAAACCAUAACUGGGUUUGUGACCUCCCUCCGCCAAGCCGCCCGGUUAUGCAACUUCUCAGAAUUGGAGAACAUGCUUCGUGACCGCCUCGUCGGUGGCCUGAGGGACGAGAUGUUGCAACGACGCCUCUACGCCAAAAAAGACCUCACGUUCCAGAUUGCUCUGGAGGAAGCCCUGGCAACCGAAGCCGCCGAGAGGUCAACGCAAGAGGCACGACCGGCCCCGCCAUCCCAACCGAGGGUCUACCACGAAGACCUCACCGACGAAUCCGAAUCUGACAGGGAGGAAGUACACCGAGUACAGCGGCGCACUCAAGCAGCACACACACCACAGCAGCCUCGACGAGAAGGAGGGAACUGUGCAAGCUGCGGGGAGAACCACGAGAGGAGGACCUGUCGUUUCCGCAACGCAGAGUGCAGGCAGUGCAGAAAAUUGGGACACAUCGCCCGGGUGUGUCGGGCUCGACUCACCCGUCGACAAGCAUCAGAUGACCGACCCAGGAGCCCCAGGUCACACGACACCAUGCACCAAGGCAACUCAACGGAGAUCACGGACUACCAGGUAUUCCAGUUGCCCCAUCCCAGCACAGAGAAAAUUUAUAUAGAGGUACAGAUAGAGGGAGCCCCAUGCCGCAUGGAGCUGGACACGGGUUCAACUCUAUCCAUAAUCUCGGCCCGAACAUUAAGGGAACUGUGCCCUAAUGGGGGUCCCAAACUAAGGCCGGCCCCAUUCACCCUCCGGGACUUCCAGAAACGUAAGGUCCCUACUAUGGGGGUGGGGACCUUCAGGGUGCAAUAUCGAGGGCGAAAGCAACAAUUGGACUUGCUGGUAGUUAAGGGCCCCUACGUUAGCUUACUGGGACUGGCAUGGUUUGGACCUCUGGGGCUAGCCGUUACCGGGGUGAACCGCACUAGCUUACAAGUGGACGUGGACGCCAUAUGCAAAGAGUUUCCAGGGGUUUUCGAUGGGGCAUUGGGACGAUAUACAGGACCCCCCAUUGCCCUACAGCUAGACCCCGCUGUACGACCCAUCAGACACAAGGCCCGCCGGGUCCCGUUCGCCCUGAAACCCCGCAUAGACGAGGAAUUGGACCGGCUCGUGGAGCAAGGAGUGCUGGAGCCAGUGCCCAACGCCCCCUGGGAAACUCCAAUUGUCACACCCGUCAAGCCUAACGGUUCGGUCCGCAUCUGUGCAGACUACAAAUGCACCAUAAACAAGGCUCUCACGGCCCAUGCAUACCCAGUGCCAGUGGUCAGCCAUGUCCUCGCCACCCUGGCUGGGUCAAAAAUCUUUGGCAAACUGGACUUGGCCCAAGCGUAUCAACAGUUGCCUGUGGACGAAGCCACAGCAGAGGCUCAGACGAUUGUGACGCACAGAGGGGCAUUCAGAGUAAAGCGGCUGCAAUUUGGCGUUAGCGUGGCACCAGGCAUAUUCCAGAAUCUAAUGGACUCUCUCCUUAAAGGGAUUCCUGGCGUCACCCCCUUCUUCGAUGAUGUACUGAUCGCCGGGCCCACACCAGAGGAAUUUGAGGACCGCCUCCGCUCCGUCCUGCACCGUUUCCAGACGGCGGGCCUCAAGGUGAAGCGGGAAAAGUGUUUACUGGGAGUGCCGCAGGUGGACUUUCUGGGAUUUAAGGUGGACGCAGAAGGGGUCCAUCCAACGGGUGACAAGGUACGGGCCAUUUGUGAGGCCCCAGCGCCCAAGAGCAAGCCCGAACUUCAGUCAUUCUUGGGACUAUUGAACUUUUACCAUGCCUUCCUUCCCCAUAAGGCAGCGGUAGCGGAGCCCCUACACAGACUCCUAGAUAAAAGGGCCCCUUGGGUGUGGGGCCAGCGACAAAGGGCCGCAUUCCAGGCAGUCAAGGACUUGCUCGUCUCGAACUCGGUCUUAGCACACUUCGACGAGAGGCUGCCAGUGGUGCUGGCAUGCGACGCCUCUCCCUAUGGCAUCGGCGCUGUCCUGGGACACCAACUCCCGGAUGGAAGAGAGGUGCCGGUGGCAUAUUUCUCCCAGACGCUUGCUGCAGCCGAACGAAACUACUCACAGAUUGACAAGGAGGGUCUGGCAAUCGUGAAGGGCGUAAAAAAAUUCCAUGAUUUCUUGUACGGGCGGCCCUUUACCAUAGUGACUGACCACAAGCCGUUGCUUGGCCUGUUUGCCCCUGAGAAGCAGACCCCCCAAGUGUUGUCUCCACGUGUCCUCAGGUGGUCAAUUUUCCUUGCCGGCUACCAGUAUGCACUAAUCCACCGCCCUGGGAAGGCGAUGGGCCACGCAGACGCCCUCAGCAGGCUACCACUACCAGAAACAGGCCCCGACCCAGCGCCUGCACAAGAGGUUAUGACCCUGGAGCUGCUUCCCGACCGACCCAUUCAGGCACAAGAAGUUGCGCACCAUUCCACAAAAGAUAGGGUCAUCUCCCGGGUCCUGGACUGGGUGUGGCGAGGAUGGCCCAGCAGCAGCCCCGGGCCAGAAUUCGCUGGCUACACAAACCGCAAACAUGAACUGUCGGCCCACAAGGGGUGCCUGUUAUGGGGAAGCAGGGUUGUUGUUCCCCAGCCCCUCCGCAAAAGGGUCCUCACAGCCCUACACGAGACACACCCAGGGGUAGUGAGGAUGAAGGCCCUUGCCAGGAGUUAUGUGUGGUGGCCGGGGAUUGACAGAGAGAUAGAGGCCUGGGUCCAACACUGCCAGACCUGCCAAGAAUCCCGCCCGGAUCCCCCAAGGGCCCCAGUCCAGCCCUGGGAGUCCGCCCGACAUCCAUGGUCACGCUUGCACGUGGACUUCGCUGGCCCCUUCCAGGGAAAAACAUUCUUCAUAGUGGUGGAUUCCUACACCAAAUGGCUGGAGGUCGCACUGGUACCAUCCACUUCUACGGCGGCAGCCAUCCGGGUACUACGUAAGCUGUUUGCGACCCACGGGCUCCCUGACACCCUCGUCUCGGACAAUGGAACCGCAUUCACGUCAGAGGAGUUCCAGACCUUCACAGCGCAGAACGCCAUCCGCCACAUCCGCUCAGCACCAUUCCACCCUGCCACCAAUGGCCAAGCGGAGCGCAUGGUGCGGACCACCAAGGACAGCCUCCGCCGCAUGACACAAGGGGACUGGGAAUACCGCCUUGCCGCAUUUCUUCUAGCACAGCACAGCACCCCAAGCACAACGACGGGCCGGAGCCCAGCUGAAUUACUAAUGGGCCGGCGCCUUGCAACUAGACUGGACCGACUUCACCCCGACAGAGCUCAGGAUGAGGUAGUGGUGGGGAAAGGCAGGAACCCCCGGACAUUUGUGGCCCAGGACCCAGUGUAUGCAAAGAAUUUUGGGGCAGGCCCAGCAUGGGUACCCGCCACAGUCACCAAGGUGACCGGUCCCGUGUCGUACGAGGUACUAACGGAAGGGGGGCAAUGUUGGCGCCGCCACUGCGACCAGCUACGGCGACGAUUCCCAGGAGGAACCCGGGAGGAGAGCGGGACAGAGGGGUCCCAAGGGGACAGCAGGGCAGUGAGGCCUGUAGAGCGAGAGGGGUGGGCAGGGGAAGCAGAAGCAGUAGGCACAGAGGGGCGCCCCGAGGCUGGAAGGACACCGGAACCAGAGCUACAACCUAGUGGUUCAGUGGCGCCAGACCAGACAGCCCCGGCACAGCCAGCAGCCUCGGAACACGAGCCAGAACCAGAACCCCUGACCAAGGAACACCCCAGGCCACAACGCACACGGAGGCGGCCAGCAGACCUUGGGGACUACGAAUGCAACUUCCCGGGCAGGACUGGAACUUAGAGGGGAGGGGUGUUAUGUACUGAGCUGAAUCCUAGAACAAUAGGAUUCAGAAUCAGCGGGAGCUACCCAAUCCAACUCCAGGUGGAAGUGAAUCCGCAACCUGAUUGGCCUGCUGGAGCAGCCAAUCAGGCGGCUGGCAGAAGUGAAUCUGCUACCUGAUUGGCCUGUAGGAGCAGCCAAUCAGGCUGCAGGCAGAAGUCAAUCCACAAUAUAAUUGGCCCACAGGUGUAGCCCUGAAGUAGCCAAUCACGCAAGGCCCAUUGUGUAAAUAAUGUAUAUAAGCAGAUGGUUUUGGGAAAAGAGCCAUUCGUCUUCUCUUCUCCUCCUUGAUGACUAUGAGCUGAAUAAAGAGCAUGAAAUUCACUCUCGACUCCGAGUAUAUUUC
This is a messenger RNA of Zootoca vivipara (common lizard), 5002 nucleotides long. The record is from RefSeq and is a predicted model, not a curated record. NCBI's taxonomy places the organism in Eukaryota, Metazoa, Chordata, Lepidosauria, Squamata, Lacertidae.